AUGCAGCUACUGGAUUUGUAUUCCCUUUUGAUCCGCUCGGGUGGUGUGCUCAUAUCAUACCUUAUCUAUGGUAUUUAUCAAGAGAAAAUUACCAAAACUAAGUAUGGCCCAGAAAAAGAGCCUUUCGAUUUCUUUUUUUCCCUCCUGCUAUUGCAGUGCAUAGUAAACUUUAUUUUUGCAAAAAUGGCUCUUAAAUUUUGUCCGGAACCCUUGAACUCAGCUGAGGAAUAUAAAUUUGCUGUGUGUGGUUUUACAUAUAUUGCCGCGAUGUACACUGGCAGUACAAGUUUGAAGUAUGUUACAUAUCCCACUCAGGUGAUAGGCAAGUCUGUCAAACCAAUACCUGUCAUGUUGUUGAGUGUGUUGCUAGCUAAACGACGUUAUCCUCUGCAAAAGUAUAUUUUUAUGGCGAUGAUUUCCAUUGGUGUUACACUUUUCAUGUUUAAGGGGCAUUCAGCGGCUGUUCUAACAAACCACUUGACCUUCGGGGAGUUACUUUUGCUCUUUUCAUUACUUUUCGAUGGUAUUACUGGAGGUGUUCAAGAACAUUUGAAAAGGCAUAAUGUUGGUCCAUACUCACUCAUGAUGUGUAUGAACGCUUGGUCAGUCACUUAUUUGCUUCUAGCAAUUAUGGUCAAUGGGGAGGCUUUCCCAUUUUUGGAAUUUGUAAAUCGUCAUCCAUAUGUACUUUCUGAUAUGGCCAUUUUCUCAGUGUUAAGCGCUAUCGGCCAGAUAUUCUUAUUUGGUUUAAUCACAAAUUUCAGUGCACUGACUUGUUCAGUUGUUACUACAACACGAAAAUUCUUCACAGUUCUCUUUUCCAUUAUUCUGUUUGAUCAUAUUAUGACAAGUCGUCAGUGGAUAGGAACUAUAUUAGUAUUUUCUGGUUUGAUACUUGAUCAAAUCUAUGGUAAAACACAUUCUAAACAAUCAUCGAAAAGCAGUAAUACCAAUGGAAUAGUUAAACCUACUACAAGAUAUAAUAAAUCUGAAGAAAUUAAAAAUGGAUGAUGACUUCUAAG
Messenger RNA from Heterobilharzia americana, 1022 nucleotides. Lineage: Eukaryota; Metazoa; Platyhelminthes; Trematoda; Strigeidida; Schistosomatidae. The record is from the annotation of a GenBank genome assembly.